Cladophialophora immunda is the source of this 2037-nucleotide messenger RNA. Its product is annotated as acetoacetate-CoA ligase. The transcript has 6 exons. Gene Ontology annotation, cellular component: cytosol. Gene Ontology annotation, biological process: lipid metabolic process. Bases 1 to 2037 code for a protein of 678 amino acids. Gene Ontology annotation, molecular function: acetoacetate-CoA ligase activity. NCBI's taxonomy places the organism in Eukaryota, Fungi, Ascomycota, Eurotiomycetes, Chaetothyriales, Herpotrichiellaceae. The record is from RefSeq and is a predicted model, not a curated record.
AUGUCGGCGCCGCUGAACAAGGUCUGGCAGCAUCCAGACGUUGCUGCCACCGCGAUCGAGGCCUUCCGCCGUCUUGCUAAUGAAAGACACCAUUUACAGCUGAAUGACUAUCAUGAUCUAUGGAAGUGGUCGACUGAGAGCUUGAAUAAUUUCUGGAUGCUCGUGUGGGAGUUUACAAAGGUCAAGGCCUCGGUUCAUCCAACUUAUGCCAUCGCGACGUCCGAAGUCAAUCAGCUCACGCCAACACCGACGUGGUUCCCGGAAGCCAAAUUGAAUUUUGCCCAAAACAUCCUCGAGGCUGCCUAUCGCGAUCCGCAAGACGCGGACACGCCUAUCCUGACGUGGGUUGGGGAAGGAGGAGACCUAGUCGAGCAUGUCUCUCUCCCUGGGCUUCGCCGUCGCGUCGGACUUUUGGCAAAUGCUUUGAGGCGCGCGGGUGUGCAGACUCUAGACCGUGUCGCCUGCGUCGGCUCAAACAGCAUCAACACAUUUACCGUCUUGGUGGCAGUGGCGUCGAUUGGCGCCAUUUUCACCUCUUGUUCCCCCGAGGUCGGCGAACGGGCCAUCUUGGACCGCUUCCUCCAAGUUAAGCCCAAGGUCUUGUUCGCCGACGACUGGGUCGUUUACAACGGCAAGCGGAUUCCCUACUUUGACAAGGCAAUGGCGGUGGCCGCUCGUCUCAGAAAGGAAGCCGGCUGCCAGGAAUUAGUCUUGAUGGCGCGAUAUGGAGACAAGCCCCGAGCUCGCCAGGAUGGCGAUGUGUUCCACACCCUCGAGUCUUUUAUCGUAGGCGUGUCGGACGACCUCACGUUUGAACAACUGGCAUUUUCACACCCGCUCGUGAUCGUCUACUCGUCCGGAACCACCGGCCAACCCAAAUGUCUGGUUCAUACGCUCGGGGGUGUGCUACUCAAGCAAAAGCUGGAGCAGAUCCUAUGCAUCGACAUGAAUAAAAGCAGUGUUUACUUGCAAUACACAACCACGAGUUGGAUUAUGUACCUCUACUCCGUCUCCGGGCUACUCAGCGGGGCAAGAUCGAUCCUAUACGAUGGCUCACCGGUCAAGCCCAGCCCCCUACGGUUCCUCAAAGUCCUAGCCGAUCAAGGAGUCACACACUUUGGCACGAGUGCCCAUUAUCUAUCUCUCCUGGAGCAAGCUGGAAUCACCAAGGGUGACGUGUCCGGCAUCAACCGCCUGAAGGUCAUUACUAGUACCGGCUCAGUCCUGAUGGAGCCACAAUACUACUGGGUAUAUAAGACGUUCGGCCCGGUUCAACUCAGCAGCAUAGCCGGAGGAACCGACAUUGCAGGAGCUUUCGUCGGAGGUACACCCAAUCUACCGGUAUAUGCGGGCUGGUGCCAAGCGCGAACACUGGGGAUGAAAGUGCAGAUAUAUUCUGACGACGGCAAGCCCAUUGAGGCCACGGGCGAGCCCGGUGAGCUUGUUGCCACGGCGCCAUUCCCUUCACAGCCAGCCUUCUUUUGGGGUGACGACGGCGGUAAACGGUACAAGGCGGCGUACUUCGAGACAUUCCCCGGCAUUUGGCAUCAAGGGGACUACAUUCGUAUGGACCCUCAAACUCAAGGCAUACAGUUCCUCGGUCGGAGCGACGGUGUCCUUAACCCCUCAGGUGUCCGUUUUGGGAGCGCAGAAAUCUACAACUCGCUGAGUGUCUUCUCCGAAAUUGAGGACAGCCUAUGCAUCGGACAGCGCCGGCCCCAGGACCGCGACGAGCAGGUCUUGCUCUUCUUAAAGCUGAAACCUGGCCACACCUUAACACCCGAGCUCAAAAAGGCCAUCAAUGACCGCAUCCGGCAAGACCUGAGUCCCAGACACGUCCCCAAAUUCACCUUUGAGACCCCUGAGAUCCCCAUUACCGUCAACGGGAAGAAGACAGAAUUACCGGUCAAGAGAAUUGUUUCGGGACAGAAGAUCACCCCGAGCUCGACCAUCAUUAAUCCGGAGUCGUUGAGAUGGUAUGAAAAGUUCGCCUAUCUUGACAGUAAAGGUUCAACGACGGCUUCAUCCAAGCUGUAG